GACAGCCGCUAGUCGGCUAACUGCAUCGAGCGAAACCAAAAGCUUUUGUCGUCCGGGGUUACUUCACCCUGGCACACGCACUUAUUCAGAGAGAUAUAAUCCAAUAAUAUUACACGUCAAGAAACUUUGUCUUUAUCUUGAGGCGUCGUGUUUUUUGAGGUUUGGGGAAGAAUAAGCUGGGUAAAAACUCGCAUACGUAGUUGUGGCUAACUGCGCUAGCUCGGAGAGAAAAGAAGAGAAAAGGCCUCAGCGUCAAUUAUAUGAAGUGAGUAAGAUAAUAGCUGUUUAAAAUCAUCCUGGCAUAUCACGGUGGUUGCCCUUCACUGCUACUACUGUACGGAUCGGACAAUUUAAGAGAAGGGGCAGAACAUCGAUAGAGAAGAUGGCUUUGAAAAGGAUCCACAAGGAGCUUAACGACCUGGCUCGUGACCCUCCGGCACAGUGCUCGGCCGGCCCAGUGGGCGAUGACAUGUUUCACUGGCAAGCCACAAUCAUGGGACCUAGUGACAGUCCAUAUCAGGGAGGUGUUUUCUUCUUGACAAUUCAUUUUCCAACAGACUACCCCUUCAAACCACCCAAGGUUGCAUUUACGACACGAAUUUACCACCCAAAUAUUAACAGUAACGGCAGUAUCUGUCUGGAUAUUCUCAGAUCACAGUGGUCUCCUGCACUUACUAUUUCUAAAGUUCUUCUCUCCAUUUGCUCACUCCUAUGUGACCCAAACCCUGAUGACCCACUAGUGCCAGAGAUUGCACGAAUCUACAAAACAGAUAGUCAGAAAUACACCAAAAUGGCAAAAGAAUGGACACAAAAAUACGCAAUGUGAUGACAUCGUUCGGAAAGCUGGAGGAAAAUGUUGUUGCUGGUUCAAACUUAAAAAAUUCCGGGAUCUUUUUUUUUUUUUUUUGGUUAUUUUUUCCCCCUCUCUUUUUUUCACUUUUAUUAUUUUUUUUGUUAAUCAGAGCAUUUUACCUCCUCUCUCUCCCCCCUCUUCCUCCCCCCCCUUUUUUUUUUUUUCCCUCUCCCCCACCUGCGCGCUCAUAAGAAGAUAGUGUUUUUCUCUCUCAAGGACACGUGCCAGUUUCUGUGAAGUUUCGACUCCCGUUUUUUGUACAGAGUUUAAAAAAAAAAAAAAGAAAAAGAAAAAGAAGAAAAAAAAAUCACCAUGGUUCUAAUAACUCGGUUUGAGCAUGCACCAGUAAGUUUCUUUUUUUUUUUUCUUUUUUUUUUUUUUCCCUUCAAACCUCCGAAAUUGGUGAUAUUUGUCAUUACUCUGCACACACUUAAGUAGAAUCUGAUGCAGCUGGUCUCCUGACUCUCUGAAUAGCAUAUCGACCCAGCGGUGAUCUUGUUCGGGUGUUGACCGUCUGGACGCUUCGGGGGAGGGGGAGGGGGGGAGGGGUUCGUCGGUCACAACUCCCGACUGUAAGCUGGGUUUCUCGGGGCAUUUUGUAGAGAAACCUUCUUUUUCCAGAUCCUUUAAAUUCUGCUCUUAAAUUUCAAAUUUAGCAAAAAAAAAAAAAAAAAAGAAAAGUCAUCUGCUCGAUUUAUUUGAGCCUGAGGUAAAAGAAAAAAAUCCUGAAAAAUGUCAAUUCUCUCUCUUGAAAAGCUUUGAGAAACUGGUUCGUGGGUCUUGUAUCUGCCUCCUUGGACUGGUGUGACUUCAGUCAGUAUGUUUUUCUGAUCAUUAGUAUAGGAAUCUAUUACCUGAGGAAAGAAGUGUAUCUUAUUCCACUAUCAAAGUGUGUGUACAGAGAAGCACAGCAGUAUAUAUCAAAUGUUAAGGAAACAUAAAAUAUAAGAUCUUCAAUGUUGUAUUAUUAUGCAUGUUAAUAAAGGUAGGCUAUUAUAUCUGAUAUGUUUCUGCAGAUUUAAGUGGAUUGUAAGGCUGAACAGUUGGAAAAAUUUGGUUCCCCUCAAAAGCUCUAUUUCUUUUUAUUAUUUUUUUUUAUUUUUAUGUUUAUUUAGAAGUCAGUAGAUGAGCUAUUAGUUUUAUGCCCACUCGAACACUGUCUUCUUGUAGCCCUAAAAUAUUGAUGCAAAGCCAAUGGUUGAUAAUCAACCUGUGGCUCUGCUUUUGUUUUUAGUUUUCCCUUCAAUAAAGUUACUUAAACCAUACAA
This is a messenger RNA of Scomber japonicus (chub mackerel), 2121 nucleotides long. RefSeq names its product ubiquitin-conjugating enzyme E2 D2-like. The coding region runs from base 383 to 826 and encodes 147 amino acids. Gene Ontology annotation, biological process: protein polyubiquitination; ubiquitin-dependent protein catabolic process. Lineage: Eukaryota; Metazoa; Chordata; Actinopteri; Scombriformes; Scombridae. The record is from RefSeq and is a predicted model, not a curated record. Gene Ontology annotation, molecular function: ubiquitin conjugating enzyme activity. The transcript has 7 exons. Gene Ontology annotation, cellular component: nucleus.